AUGCUCUCCCCGCGCGCCCAAAAAACGUCCUCCGCCCUCUCCCGCCCGUGGCGCUUCGCCCCGACCCAGACCUACACCCCCUCCAACCCCUCCGGCCUCAUCUCCUUCGCCUCCGCCCAGAACAACCUCAUGCUCCCCUCCGUCGCCGCCCUCGCCGCCCGCGUGCCCCUCCCCGCCGACGUCUUCUCCUACUCCUACAGCACCGCCGGCGGCCCCCGCCUCCGAGCCGCCCUCGCCGCCCACCUCAACCUGACCUUCCGCCCGCACGCCCCGCUCACCAGCGCCGACGUCCACGUCGCGAGCGGCGCGACCGCCGUGCAGCACAUCCUCGCCUUCGCGCUCGCCUCGCCGGGCGACGGGAUCCUCGUGAGCAGGCCCGUGUACGGGCGCUUCGAGCUGGACUUCGGCAACGAGAUGGGCGUCGAGGUCGUGUACGCGGACACCACGCCGCGGAACUGCUUCUCGCCGGACGUGGUCGGCGCGUUCGAGGAGGCCGUGAGGGAGGCCGCGUGGAGGGGCGUCGAGGUCAGGGCCGUCAUGAUCGUGAACCCGAGCAACCCGCUGGGCCGGUGCUACCCGCGCGAGACGCUCGUCAAGAUCAUGGAGUUCUGCGGGCGCCGCGGGAUCCACCUGAUCAGCGACGAGGUCUACGGGCUCUCUGUCUUCUCGGACGCCCUCGAGCCGUUCACGUCGGUGCUGUCGAUCGACCCGGCGGGCGUCAUCGAUCCGGACCUGGUGCACGUGGAGUACGGGCUCGCCAAGGACUUCGCGUCGUCCGGGCUGCGGCUGGGGGCGCUGGUGUCGCGGAACAGGGCGCUGCACGACGCCUUUGCGAGCGUGGUGCGGUUUCACAGUCCUGCCGGCCCGUCGGUUGCGCUUGCCGCGGCCAUGUUUGAGGAUCGGGAGUGGCAUGACGAGUUCAUCGCGCUGUCGAGGCGGGAGAUCGCGAAGGCUUAUGAGUUUGUGACGGGGAGGCUGAGGGAGUUGAAGGUGAUGUAUCUCGAGGCGAACGCGGGCUUCUUUGUGUAUAUCGACUUAUCGCCUUGGUUGCCGCCGGCGGACUUUGGGUCGGCCCAGGAGAGGGAGUUUGCCUUGGCCGAGAGGUUGUUGGCGAAGGGCGUGUUUUUGCACCCGGGAGAGGAGCAUUGUCUCGAGCCUGGGUGGUUUCGGCUUGUAUACACCCAAACAGAGGAUGUUGUUGGGGAGGGAGUUAAGAGGAUUGGUGAGGCCUUGAAAACUGUGCCUUGGAAGGUCACAGCUUAA
This is a messenger RNA of Colletotrichum karsti, 1263 nucleotides long. RefSeq names its product ACC synthase. The transcript has a single exon. Bases 1 to 1263 code for a protein of 420 amino acids. The record is from RefSeq and is a predicted model, not a curated record. Gene Ontology annotation, biological process: biosynthetic process; amino acid metabolic process. Lineage: Eukaryota; Fungi; Ascomycota; Sordariomycetes; Glomerellales; Glomerellaceae. Gene Ontology annotation, molecular function: pyridoxal phosphate binding; transaminase activity.